AUGGCAACGAAUGUAAACAUAAAAUUAAUCAAUUUUAUUUUAACGACAAUUUUAAAAUAUUCAUUUUAACAAGAUGAUGGAACAACUGGAUUAUGUUGGUCAAGAAGAAUACAUCUGGGCAAUGCGUACCAGAACUUACGUUGAUGAUAAUGACGAUUGGAAAGAUCGUAGAUUUAGUGAAGAUUCCAAACUUUCCAUAACAAGUAAUAAAUCAGGGUCGACAACCGGAGAUGAACAUAACAUAAAAGUGAUGGCUUCAUUAGUACCUGACGAGAUAAUAGCAAAUUGUAACGAUUACAGUCAUAGAAAUUACGAUGUUUGUUUGCUUUUCGGCGACGUUUCCGGCUUUACCGAUUUAUGUGAAAAAUACAACAAAACUGGAAAAGGUGGCCCUUCAAGAUUAACGCACGUCUUAAACGCGUACAUUGGCACAAUGGUCCAAGAAAUAAUGUCAUAUAACGGGGACGUUUUAAAAUUUUCCGGAGAUGCUUUCCUUGCCAUGUGGAAAAGUGGCGUUAACGAUUCCAUGCAAGAUUGUAUUCAUCAAGCGGUCGAUUGCGCGUUGGUUAUCCAAAAAACACAUGGAAAAUACGAAACUGACGUUGGAGUUUUUUUAAGAGUUAAAUUAGCAAUAUCAGCCGGUUUUGUUGUAUUUUCGAUUAUCGGUGAUCAACACGAUUCCCAUUAUAUCGUUAUUGGCCAACCGAUAUUUGAUGUUAAAUCGGCUGAAAAGAAAAGCGUUGCUGGUGAUGUUAUGAUUUGUCAUACUGCUUGGAAUUAUUUGAAUCCUAGCGAAUAUUUAUAUGAAUAUAUGGAAGAUGGAAUUCAUAUAAAGGUUAUGGGUUUGGGUGCAAAUUGGAGAAGUACUCAAAAAUCAUAUAAACACCAAAAACAAUUGGAUGAAGAUGAAUCUAAUACAAAAACUGAAAUUGGAAAUGACACUUUUUCAAUACGUCCAAUGGUAAACGAAGCUGUAAAAAUGAAUUUAAAAGAACAUUUAAGAAAAUAUAUAAUAAAACCGGUGAUGCGCGGGAUAGAUAUGAACGAACCCUUAGAAUAUUUAACAGAAAUGAGACAAAUAACAAUUUUAUUUAUGAAUGUUGUGAUAACAAAAAUAAAAAUAGAUGAUUUUGUUGAUUUGGUUGACACUUGUUAUAAAUACGUUUGCAAAAUUUCAAAUUCAAUGGAAGGUUGCGUAAACAAAGUCUCAUUGUUCGAUAAAGAUUUGAUGUUUGUUGUUAUAUUUGGAUUAAGAGGAUUUAAACACGAAUUAAAUUGCCAAGUUGGAUUACGAUGUGCAACUUUAAUGUUUGAGAAAAUUAAUUCUCUUCCCGAUGUAAAAACAACAUCAAUUGGUGUUACCACGGGAAUAACAUAUUGCGGUGUUGUCGGUCAUACAUUGAGAAGAGAAUACACCGUUAUUAGUUUAACAGUAAAUAAAGCGGCACGUUUAAUGUGCGCCUACACCAAUAAAGUUACUUGCGACCGAGAAACUUUCUUACAUAGUAAAUUACAAGCUUCCAAUUUUAUUUUACAAGAAUAUAAAACGUUGAAAGGAAUUACAAAAACCGGACCUGUUUAUGAAUUUAGAGAAUCUCAUUAUAUUAAAGCGGAAGGCGAAGAAAUUAAUAAAUACCCGCUUUUGGGCCGCGACGAACAUUUAAUACUUUAUUUAAAAAUGAUACAAAGUGCCGAAGAACUUUAUAAAAGACGCCAAACUGGGUUUCAUGAUGGUUUGAGAACAUACAGUCAUCAUAACACUUUGAUUAUAUCCGGUGAUGCUCGUCAAGGAAAAUGUCGCCUUUUAGAUGAAUUGGUUUAUUUAAAUCCAAAGAAUAUACCUAUGACGGUUGUUAAAUUGCACACGAGCGAUCAUAAAGUUCCUUUUAGAGGGAUCCAGUUGUACUUUUCCGGGCCUUUGGGGAUUACUGCGAAAUGUUCAGCAAAAGAACGAGAAAUUCGUUUAUUGAGUCGUUUAAGAAAUAUGAAAGUUCCGGAACUGUUGUGUCUUUUAAAUCCAAUCUUUCACGUUGAUUUCGAAAAAACUGCACUUUUCAAUUCUUUAACAGCUGCACAAAAAAAAUUGGCAACGGGAAAAAUGAUUAAACAAUUAUGUUAUGGGUGUUUUUCUUCUUUUUGGGUAGUUGCUCUUAGAAAAGUUCAAUAUAUGGACAACGAAUCUUGGGCUUAUCUUCAAGAAAUUAUUGAAACCGACGUUUCAUUUACAGUUCUCACUAUUUAUAAACCAUGUAUUAAUAGUUUAACUGAAUCGGCCAAAAAGGUUCUUAACAAUCAUUAUAGUCGGUUGAUUAAUCUUGGACCCAUCGAUAAAUGGUUUCAUGCUGGAUUAGCAUGCCAAAUUUUAGACAUUCAAGCAAUUCCAGUUGAUUUAGAAAAAGUUAUUCAAACAAGAAGUAAUGGAAAUCCGGGUUGGAUUGAAAGUUUCUUGGUUAGUUUAGUUCAAGGUGGAGGAAUUGUGAUUGUCGAUACAACUUUUGCAGAUAUAAAAGAUUUGGGGUUAAUUGUACCUCCUAACGCUGUAUUUACGAGGAAAACGCCAGCAGCAUUAAGAGCAGAGUUAUUAGCUGCGGAUAAUCGAAAUAGGGGCACUGAUGGAAAAUGGAGAAUGUACGAUUUUAAUUACGAGGAAGCUGAAGAAAAAGGUAGUUUAUAUGCCUCCUCACUUGAUUUAAUGAGUAAUAUUUGGCAAAUAUGCGUUAUCAACAAAAACGAAAAUAUUUAUGAUGUCGAUGCGGAAUGGUCAUUAGACGUUUUAAUUUUAAAAACGUACGAUGCUUUAUCUUCUUAUCAGCAAUUAUUAUUAAAAUGUAGUGCCGUCAUUGGUGACACCAUCCCAAGAGAUAUGUUGAAUUACGUUAUGAAUUGUAUGGAUAUGAGAACUACAGCUUUAGCUGUUAAAGCUCUUUUUGAGAUUAAAGUUCUUUAUUGCGCACGCGGCGAUUUUACUCAAGGUGAUAUGAUGAUGGCGUUCGAAGCUCGGUUAUUACCACCAUCAAGAUUUACAACUGUAAAAUGUGAUUGUAAAGGGAUACGACCUUACGAAGCUUGUAAAGAUUUACCAAAAUAUGCUUCUUGUGGAAUGUUUAAAUUUUCAUUGGACGCAUUUCGUGAGUCGACUUAUAAUUUAUUAACGGAUUGCCAACGAAAAGAAUUUCACGCAAGAGCUGCUCGUUAUUUAGAAAAAGAAACGAGAAAGUGUAAGAGUUGUGGAAAUUCAUUCUUUAUUCGGGUUUUAGGAGUCAGAUAUGACGAUGGCAUGAAAAAAAAGGCUAAACAAGUUAAAGUAAAAAGAGAUGUUCGGGCAGUGGAUGCAAUGAUGACAAGAAAAGUGUCAAUGUCACCUGGAAGCAGUACAACAGGGGAAGUUAGAAGCUUAAAUUGGUCGAAUUAUAGUGAUGGAUCUUCUAUAAGAUCAGGAUUACUAAGAAGAUCAUCUGAAAUCCUAAGGCGUAAUAAAUUAGGAAUGAAAAUAAUAAAAAUAUUACGUUAUCGCCCAUCGUUAACAAAAACGUUUUCGUACGCCGAUUUUACGCAUUGUCAAUGUCCACAAAUUUUAAGCGCAAUGUAUUAUCAAUUAAUUCAACAUUGCGAAGGAGCCGAUAUUAGAAGUAAAUUGAUGGACGCUCUUUUAGAAUACGCGUAUCUUUGUAUUUUAUCGUUCAAUGUUCCUCAAGCGUUAAAAAUUUUGAAACGAGCGACGAAUUUCUUGGAAACUACUUAUAAAGAAUGUACUGAAGAAGGCGCCGAUUGGCAAAUACCAUUGACUAGGGCUCGUAUUGGUACUUUAUACGCAAAAUGUCAAUUGGAUUUGGGUAAUACAAACGAAGCUAAAGAUCAAUUUCUAAAAGCAAUGAAAGAUUAUGGUAUACCAUUUCCCGUUAGGAAAAAUGAAAUCCGCAUGAAAACGCAACGAUUAAACUUAAAACAAAAUUUUUCACUUUUUUGUAUAAUGAGACCGUUUAUUGUUAAACAAGGUUACGAGGCUGAAUUUUGCGAUGACGUUUCAAAUUGUUUGGCUAUAAUGUGUAAUCUUUAUAUGGAUUUAAAUAUGUGGGAACAUGCCGAAUUAGCAGCACUUAUGAGUUUACAAAAAGCUUUAGAAUCAAAUAUGGAUUUUUAUAUUCUUUGCAACGCUUACGCGAAUAUGUUGCAAAUUGCAAAUCACAAAGGCAAUAGAACUAUUAGUAUCGCUUUGGAAGUUCACGCAUUAAGAAUGUGCCAUCGAAAAAAAUCCAACGUUGAACCGCAAGAAUUAAAAGGUGUUUGUAAACUAUACGGGGUGAUUUUUUGUUCAAGAUUUUUAAGAUCUGAAUUAGAACAUUCAAUUGAUUUAGCUUUCAUUAUGUUGAGAAUAAGUAGCACUUUAAAUGCGGCCCCUUAUUCAUUAAAAGUGAUGGUUUUAUUGGUUCAAGCUUUACUUAUGAGGAAAAGAUUAAUGGAAGCUGUUACGAUUUUAUUUGAAAUGGAAUAUUAUGCAGCUGAGGAUAUUGAUAAUUCAGGAAGAAUUUGGUAUUAUGCUUUAUGUGUCGGUGUGCAAAUAGAAACCGGUUAUUGCGUAAUACCUUAUUUGGAAUGUGAGAAAAUUUAUCAUAUUGAAGGUGAAGUGAUGUCAACUGUAAGAGAUAUGGAGGCGGUUACAAGAUAUUUUACGGUAUUAUGGCUUUGGGCUAUACGAACUGGUGAUUAUGAAAAAGCUUUAAUUUGGCAAACAAAACUUCAAGAAUUUUCAAUCGGUGGAAAAUCUUACGAUUCUUUGGCAAACAUUUACACCGCUUUAUACUUUUUAGAAGGUUUAUUAAUUUUUAUGGUUGGCAAAUUAAAUAGCAGAAACGUCCGCGCUGUUUCGCAAGCUUUUCAAGAAAUCAAAAUUCUUUUAAACAAUCUAGAACGAAGUAGCCGCGUCGUUUCGGUUAUAGCACCGAGAUAUUACCAUUUAAAAGCGUUUUAUAAAUAUAUCAGGUAUCAAGAAAAUGCGGCUUUUUCUCUUUUACACAAAGCGAAAAUAUUGAGUGUUAAAUUGGAGAAUGUGCUGGAGGAAUUAUGGUGUGAUCAUUCCGAAAAAGCUUGGACAAAUUCUUUAUCUUCGAUUUUAACCGAUUUUUGGAAUGAACAUGCUGAACCUGGGGGGGAAAUUGACUACCAUGAAAUUGAAAAUGAUGAUGGUAAAAUUGGUUAUUAUACAUUACCGACACCUAUAUACCUUUAAAAAUAGAUAAGAUUGAGGUU
Messenger RNA from Onthophagus taurus, 5247 nucleotides. RefSeq names its product adenylate cyclase type 10-like. NCBI's taxonomy places the organism in Eukaryota, Metazoa, Arthropoda, Insecta, Coleoptera, Scarabaeidae. The record is from RefSeq and is a predicted model, not a curated record. Gene Ontology annotation, cellular component: cytoplasm. Gene Ontology annotation, molecular function: adenylate cyclase activity. Gene Ontology annotation, biological process: cyclic nucleotide biosynthetic process; intracellular signal transduction.